Messenger RNA from Morchella importuna, 2181 nucleotides. RefSeq lists its product as uncharacterized. The transcript is spliced from 16 exons. NCBI's taxonomy places the organism in Eukaryota, Fungi, Ascomycota, Pezizomycetes, Pezizales, Morchellaceae. Bases 1 to 2181 code for a protein of 726 amino acids. The record is from RefSeq and is a predicted model, not a curated record.
AUGGCAAGGCUGAGUGUGAAUCCUAGAGAUCCUCCUACCCCCUCGCCAGCUGGAUCUUCGGGUCAAGUCUUAAACAAGAAAGUCAAAAAGAAACGACCCUCAUUCCUUAAGAUUUUCUAUCGGUCACCGAGGAGGGAUGAUGAAGUCAUACCGGUUGCAAAUCAGGUUUCGGGGCGCCAAAUGGGCUCCAGCGGUUCUGUUGUGUCUGUUGGAAACCAUAUGACAGUGGGUAGUUCUGCAACCGCUACAACUCAAAACCACACCGUAGCGUCACCCAGAACGUUUAUCCCUACUACUUUGAAGAAAUCAAAAUCAUCAUGGGAGACAGCUGACAAAAUUAUCACUAGAAGAACAGCAAGCUGGAAAUAUACCUGGAAAGGGGAGACUAUCAUACUUCGUGAUAUUGCCGACAAAAUUCUCGUGUGGGUCGAUAAAUUUAAAUCUAUUGGAGAUGUAGCUGUAUCUUUUGAUCCAAAUCAUGCCGCACUCCCCUGGAGCGCAUUUAGGUUUAUUCUGCAGAUGGCUAUAAAUGAUAAGCAAAACAUGGGUGCAGUUCUUAUAGGCCUUGAAAUUGUUGCAAAUCUCAUAGGGAGGCCAAGCAGUAUUACUCAAAGAACACUGGAGUACUUAAUUAUCGUUACUACAGUUCGGAUUGCAUUCAGUACCUUUGAGACCGAGUUAGCUUCCUUGCUUGAUGAUAUCGCCACACAGGAGACUAGCUUGCUCAAAGCGACCGACCUUGCAGAAGCAGAAUACCAUAGAAUAGCUGGCCAUGAACUUCAGGAAACAAGUAGAGAAAUAUCCGAUGGACUGAAAAGACUUGCCCAAGGAUUUCAAAUGCCAAUUAUUAGAAUUGACUCCGAUGUCAAAAAACUUGUUAAUGCUCAAAAUGCCGAAGAGCGAACGAAUAUCUUGAAAUGGUUAUCAGAUUUUAUUCAAUGGCAAAGGUCAAGUGCUUCAACGAUUCUCUGGCUACGUGGAAUCCCUGGCGCCGGAAAAACAAAACUUGCGUCGAGAGUAAUCGAUAACGCUAUACAGCAACGGAAAUCCGGGGGUGAUGAGGCCUUCGCUUAUUUCUAUUGUAAACGCGAUGCAUCUGGGCCAACCGACCCAGAAGUCAUCAUGAGCGCCAUUGUGAAGCAAUUAUGCUGUCCACGACCAUUACUGCCGUUGCAGAAUGAGACCACCAUUGUUAUUGAUGCUCUAGAUGAGUAUGAUCAAGAGAAGGGAAAGAAAUUUUUGAUGUCGUUAAGGAAGAUUGUCGAAUCUUCUACAAGCCUUGUGAAGAUAUUCGUUUCUAGCAGAAACGAUGACGAUAUUGUACUCAAGCUAGAAAAAUUACCAAAUCUUUGGAUCAAAGCAGCAGACAAUGCGGGCGAUAUUGAGAGGUUCGUGCAGAAGGAGGUCAUACGCUGUAAAAAGGAUGGAGAUUUGUUGCGUGGUAGCAUCAAAGAUGAGUUGUUAGAGAAAAUUAUUAGUAGCCUAACCACGCGGUCUCAAGGAAUGUUUCUAUGGGCCGAUCUUCAAAUUAAACACAUAUGCGCCAUGGAUACCUCGGCGGAUAUCGAGGCGGGACUAAACGCAUUACCGGAAUCUUUAGAAGAGACAUAUCUAGAGAUUCAUAACCGUAUACGAUUUCAGAAAGGAAAUAGUCCACAGAUAGCUGAAGCUACUUUGAUGUGGGUACUUUGUUUAAAAGAAUCAUUGCCACCUGCAAAGCUCGUUACUAUCGUCUCACGGUCCGUCAACGUGGAUGAUUGGGAGCUUAGUGUGGAAACGUUGUUGAAAAUAUGUCACAAUCUUCUCGUGCUUGAUCGCCAAUCCAACAUUGUACGGGUUGCACACUUAUCAGUACGUGAAUUCCUUGAAAAAGGUGUCGGAACUAUCAAUGCACAUACAAUGGCAUCGAAGUUUUGUCAUAUGAUGGAUAAUACUGCUAUCCUGCGCUCUUCCCUCGCUCCUGAUGUCAGGGCGGCAUUUGUCAAGCGUUAUGUCGUGAGUUAUUGGAUACACCAUGUCCGGUGCUCUAGAUCUCUCCAUCAACAAGCAACCCUCGAGCUUUCUGAAUUACUUUUGAAAUUCUUGAAAAGUGAUGCCCUUGUGUCAUACGAUAUAGCAAGGCGGGAUUAUAUGAAUGAUAUUUACCCUUGGACAAGCUCAUGGGAAACUCAGCCCAAAUAG